Molecule: messenger RNA, 1405 nt
Organism: Cavia porcellus (domestic guinea pig)
Lineage: Eukaryota; Metazoa; Chordata; Mammalia; Rodentia; Caviidae
Gene: Rpp38
Product: ribonuclease P/MRP subunit p38
Exons: 2
Coding region: 459-1313 (284 amino acids)
Biological process (GO): tRNA 5'-leader removal
Cellular component (GO): fibrillar center; nucleolar ribonuclease P complex; ribonuclease MRP complex
Molecular function (GO): ribonuclease P activity; ribonuclease P RNA binding
Source: RefSeq, a predicted model, not a curated record
UAGCGACUGACCGAAGCCUCCCUCUCGUCUUUACGCAAGGUUUUAAAAGAUGAGGUCUUGCCGUGUCUAUUUUGGGCAACGCUGUGGGCCAACUGACCUAAGGAACGACGUAAUCUAGAACAAACAAGAUGAAGCGCUCCGAGCGACUCUGCCCCGCCUACCUACCGCAUUUGUAAGGCGGGGCCGCGAAGUGACGGCUCUGCGCACGCUCGGCGCGGACACCCUCGGAUCCGACGCUGACGCUCGCGUGGAGCGAGAAUCACUGUAGUGAGUGGAGAGGCCCGCAGGUCGGCGAGGCGGCGUGGCCUCGCGUGGGAUGAGGGUAGGCCAACCCCGCAGGCGCGCGAGUUCCCACGGUCUCCGGGCUCCUCUAGCGUGGCCAGCGGGACGCUGGCAGUGGGGUGAGACAGACCUGAGUUGGGGACGCAGCCGGAGUAGCCCCCUUUCGGAUUUUCAAAAUGGCUGCUGCCCUUCAAGCACCAGGAAGGGGUUCUGUUCGUAAGACAAGGCCUGUGACUGUGAAGACGUCAUUGAACAACCCAUACGUUCUCUGCUGGAGCCCCCUGGCGAGAGAGGACAUGCAGUUCAUAUUACAGACUCUUGAGGACAGGUUCAAAUCUAUUGGACUUCAGAAAAUAGAGGAGAAAAAGAAAAGGAAAAGGCUACCUCUUCUAAAAAGGCAAGGCAGAGAAAAAUAUGGCCUAGACAUUAGUAUGAUUGAGGACCUGCAGGAGAAAAAGCCUGAUGCUGACCAGCAAGCAUCAGGUUGGACACCUGUGCAUGUCAGGAAGCAGCUUGCCCUUGGUGUUAACGAGGUCACCCGGGCCCUAGAGAGGAAUGAGCUGCUCUUGGUGCUUGUGUGCAAGUCAGUCAAGCCUGCCAUCAUCACUUCACACUUGAUCCAGUUAAGUCUAAGCAGAUCUGUUCCUGCCUGUCAGGUUCCCCGGCUCAGUGAGAGAAUUGCCCCUGUCAUUGGCUUAAAAUGUGUGCUAGCCUUGGGGUUCAGAAAAGGCACCUCCAGCUUUGAAGAUGAAGUAAGAGCUAUCAUUCCCCGAGUGCCCAGCUUAAAUGUACCAUGGCUUCAAGGCCGAAUUGAAGAUUCUGGAGAAAAUACAGAGACGGGAUCUUUGGAAGACCAUCAACAAGAGGUUUUGGAAACUUCAUUUGAAGACCUCUCAAAACAUAAGAGAAAACUUGCUGAAAGGAGGCUGGGUUGUGCUAUACCAUUACAACCGCUUAAAAUAAAGAAACUUAUUCCCAACCCUAAUAAGAUAAGGAAACCACCUAAAAGUAAAAAGACUAUUUUGAAAUAAUCUUGGAGAAAUGUCGUUUUAUGCAGUUUGCAAAAGGACACCUUAUAAAGAGGACUUAAAAUAAAGUGAGCUACAUUUAUGUAUAUUGCCGA